This is a messenger RNA of Salvelinus fontinalis (brook trout), 4239 nucleotides long. RefSeq names its product FMR1 autosomal homolog 1 (gene fxr1). Gene Ontology annotation, molecular function: protein homodimerization activity; translation regulator activity; mRNA 3'-UTR binding. Gene Ontology annotation, cellular component: growth cone; presynapse; postsynaptic density. Gene Ontology annotation, biological process: positive regulation of translation; DNA damage response; negative regulation of translation. Bases 1443 to 3476 code for a protein of 677 amino acids. The record is from RefSeq and is a predicted model, not a curated record. Lineage: Eukaryota; Metazoa; Chordata; Actinopteri; Salmoniformes; Salmonidae. The transcript is spliced from 24 exons.
CCCACCGAAGAAGAAGUUCCGACAUUUUUCUUUAGCACGCUUCUGUCAGACAGCUAACUGCUAUUUUAAUAAUUGGCGUAAAUGUAAUGUACAUCUGCAUGGGAAUGAACCACCGGGUGUCGAGUACAGCAGCUGCAACGAACGUCGUCAGCUAGCAGUCUUAUGCCAUCAUGCCCCCUCUGGAGCAGUUCAUGGAAGUGUCAUUUGAGGAGCAGAGGAAUCUGUUGUACAGGGACAUGGAGCGAGGGGAUAUUGUGAUAGGCAGAAUCAACUCCAUCAGGGAUUUUGGCUUCUUUGUAACACUGAUCUGCAUGGCAGGUGGACUAGAGAGAGACAUAGAGGAUCUGGAGCUCACGGCCCUGUGUCCCCUUAGAGAUGUACCUUCUAAUGGCAAUCAUGACGAUCCGCUAUCGUACUAUCAGAUUAACGAUUUAAUAAGAGCUGGAGUGAAGGAUAUUGACCGAUACCAUGAGAAGAUAACCAUUUCACUUCAGCCCACCUCCCGUGCCCUAAACCUGAUGAGCCUAAAGCUCGGAGUGUUUAGUAGAGAUUUAGUAGAGAUUAUCUUCCACUUCAAUACAGUCGCAGUGUGAGGGUUGCCAUUGACAACACUGAAACCUAUGAGAGGGUUUUAGAGGAUACUAUUGGAUACUCCAACCCAUCUAAUGUGGAGUAUCUCCUGGGGAAGAUUGGGAUCAGUGACACACAGCCUCCCUCACUCAUGAGAGGGCUACAGAGCAAACAUUUCCUUGAGGAGGACUUUGCCACAAUUAUCCGAAAGAAGCAGUCUGCGUCCUGGGCUCUUAAAUGUGUGAGGGUUGGUGUGGACCACUUCAAAUCUGGUUGCCACGUUGAAGCAAUGAAUGAAUAUAAUAAGGCCUUAAAUAUUGACACUAACAAUGUGGAAGCCCUUGUGGUGCACUGUGAGUAUCCAUCUAAUUUUAUUGAUAAUGAUGUCGUGUAGUAGUCAGCACUCCCAGCCUCAACUCUGCUAGUUAUUUCUGUUUAAACACAGGUUUUUUAAAUGCUUUUAAUUCUAACAUAAAAUGUAGUUGUCCUACAUGCAGUUAAUAUAAACCUGCCAGUUGACUUCUCCCAGUUAUGCCAACAAAGGGAGUUUGCUAAAGGCAAUAACAGACUUUGAGCUGGCAUUGGAAAGCUGCCCAACCCACAGAAAUGCUAAGAAAUACCUAUGCCAGACCCUGGUGGAGCGAGGUGGCCAGUAAGUAGGAAUGUUUUCCCUCUUCCUUUAUUAUCCUGUGUUUCUAAGUGACAACCACUCCUCUAAAAUACUUGUUUCCUUCUGUUAGACUGGAGAAGGAACAAAAGUUAGUUACAGCUGAGGGCCUCUACAGAAAAGCUCUGGCCUUAAAAGACUCCUUCCCAGAUGCCAAGGAAGCAUUGAGAAAAAUAGAGCUACUUAUCCAGAACUCCUCCCCAGCAUGCAUUGCAUGCCCAACAUGGAUGAACUGACGGUGGAGGUCCGUGGCUCCAACGGAGCAUAUUAUAAGGGAUUUGUCAAAGAUGUCCAUGACGAUUCACUCGCUAUUGCCUUUGAGAACAAUUGGCAACCAGAGAGACAAGUUCCCUUUAGUGAUGUUCGGAUGCCACCUCCAGCUGAUGGUAAACAGGACAUCGGGGAGGGAGAAGAGGUGGAGAUCUUCUCCCGGGCCAAUGAGCAGGAGCCAUGUGGCUGGUGGCUUGCCAAAGUGCGCAUGAUGAAGGGAGAUUUCUAUGUGAUCGAGUAUGCUGCCUGUGAUGCCACAUACAAUGAAAUAGUCACAUUUGAACGUCUUCGGCCUGUAAAUAUCAACAAGGCGGUGUCAAAGAGCUCCUUCUUCAAGUGCACAGUCCCAGUUCCUGAUGAUCUGAAAGCAGCGUGCGAAAGUGAACAAGCGCAUAAAGAUUUCAAAAAGGCAGUGGGAGCUUGUCGGAUUGUCUACUGUACAGAAACAAGUAGCUUGGUUGUACUGUCCAUAAAUGAAGCCACAGUUAAGCGAGUGUCUUUGCUCAGUGACAUGCACCUGAGGAGCAUUCGUACUAAGCUCAUGCUCAUGUCCCGAAAUGAGGAGGCCACUAAACAUCUGGAGAGUACAAAGCAACUGGCGUCUGGUUUCCAAGAGGAGUUUACAGUCAGGGUGGACCUCAUGGGCCUUGCCAUUGGAAGCCAUGGAAGCAACAUUCAACAAGCCAGAAAAGUGCCUGGAGUCACUGCUAUUGAGCUGGAUGAGGGGAGCGGGACGUUCAGAAUUUACGGAGAGAAUGAGGAGGCAGUUAAGAAGGCAAGGAAUUAUCUGGAGUUUCUUGAAGAUUCUGUUCAGAUCCCCAGGACCUUGGUCGGCAAGGUAAUUGGCAAGAAUGGGAAAGUCAUUCAGGAGAUCGUUGACAAGUCUGGAGUGGUGAGAGUUAGGAUUGAAGGGGACAAGGAUGGCACACAGCCACGUCAAGAAACACAGGGAAUGGUCCCGUUUACAUUUGUCGGCACUAAGGAGAAUAUUGGGAAUGUCCAGGUACUCCUGGAGUACCACAUUGCCUACCUGAACGAAGUCGAGCAGCUGCGUAUGGAGAGACUGCAGAUAGACGAGCAGCUGAGGCAGAUUGGGAUGGGCCACAGGCCUUCAUCUGGCCGCCCAGCAGACAAGGGCUACACCACAGACGACAGUGUGGCUGCUACCGCCGUGCACACCAGCCGCUCCUACACCGGCAGAGGCCGCGGACGCAGGGGCCCCAACUACACCUCCGGCUAUGGCACAAACUCUGAGCAAUCCAAUGCCUCUGAGACUGACUCUGAGCGGAAGGAUGAGCUGAGUGACUGGUCCCUGGCGGGAGAAGAACCGGAGAGGGGGACUCGACCACAGAGAGACAGCAGGAGGAGAGCUGGUCCAGGGAGGGGUAGAGGGCCUAGGGGCCGUGGAGCAGGGAGAGGAGCCCCCAACACCGCUCUGAAGGAUCCUUAUGGCAACCCAUACAGUGUGCUUGACAACACAGAGACAGACCAGACGGCCGACACUGAUGCAAGUGACUCCAACCUCAACACAAACCGUCGCCGCCGCUCCCGCCGCCGCCGAACUGAUGAGGACACAACAGUGAUUGAUGGCAUGAGUGAAUCUGAUAACACUUCCCUCAGUGAGAAUGGCCUUGAUGACUCAAAAGAUAAACCACAACGGCGUAACCGUAGCAGCAGACGCAGUGUCCGCCCACCAGAGGAAAGGCAACCAGUUACUGUGGCAGAUUACAUAUCCCGUGCUGAAUCACAAAGCAGACAGACUAACCAAAAGGAACUGAAAAAUAACAAAAAAGAACUGGGGCAGGUUGAGUGUAUCGCGGAGCACAGCCUAUCUGCAGAAGCAAAUACAAGCAACGGCCCCAGCAAUGGAAGAGGUGACGAACCAGGCAGGGCUUCCACAGAACGGGUUGCCAAAGUCGCUUACCAAGGGAAUGGUGACCAGCAGCCUGUCCUGAACGGGGUUUCCUAAUCCACUCAAACUCAUUCAUUGUAAUACAUUUUUACAAUAGUUAUUGUACAAGCUUGCCAAAGAUAGUCAUGGACUUCCAGAUUCUCUACUGCACUUUUCAGUUCCCUCAACAUGGAACACAGAGAGAUUUAGCACUGAACCGAGACAUAAGAGUAUGUUUCAAGUACAUGAUCUGAUGUUGUGCCUUGAGAAUAGAUUCAACAUAGUUAGUUGCCUGGCUGUAGUAAAUGUUUUCAGUGAUGGCAAAGAUAGGAAGAAUCCAGUUAUCCUAAUAUUUGUUGAGUUAGCUGCUUUUUGUUACAUUUUAAUAUGCAACCACUUCUUCAUAUGAGGAAAUGCAGUCUGGAAGAGAAAGUUUUGCACUGAAUUGUAAUUUAUUUUCCAUAAGAAUAACAUUAGUCUGGAAACUGGUCUGUUAAUGUUCUUGUCAAUUUUUUUAAAAAUCCUGAAUGACACUCCACAUAGUAGUGAACCUGUAUGCUGGAAUGCACCCACCAGAGGCUGGAAUGAUGGUGGCAGUAACUGGUCUCAUGAAGGAGCUUUAUUUGGUUUAUUAAGUGUACAGUAUUUAAAAAGCUGUUAUUCCUAACACUGGCUGAAAACCGUAUUUUCUUGCAGGUGACAAUUUGGACUACUGAAAGAGACGUUGGUUUGGUAAACUACAAUUCUGUUUUUUUAUGCUCAUUCUGGUUUGAUGUGCAAUAUGUUUUGUAUGCCGGUAGUUCUUAAAUAAAACCCGAUCUUCCAUUUAGAUCCAAAACCA